AUGGAGACAUUUAUACCCAUUGAUUUGACAACUGAAAAUCAAGAGAUGGACAAGGAGGAAACCAAGACAAAACCAAGACUUUCAAAAUAUGAAGAGAAAAAAUAUGAAGAUAUGAAACCAUUAGAGACUCAACCAGCUGAAAUAGCAGAAAAGGAAACAUUGGAAUAUAAAACAGUUAGAACAUUCUCUGAAUCUUUGAAGUCAAAGAAAACAGAAGAUUACCUUAGAGAAAGUAUAACUCAACAACAUAUGGUUUCUCCAGAACCAGCUUCCCUUAAGGAGAAAGGGAAGUCAAGGAGAAAAAAGGAUCAAACUCAUGCUUGUCGAAAAGUUAGGAAAGCCAGGCCUGUGUCCUAUGAUAGAACAGAACCAAAAGAUGAUGAUGUGAUAAGAAAUAUUAUUAGGCUACGAGAAAAGCUUGGUUGGCAAACUAUAUUACCGCAGCACAGUUUGAAAUACAGAAGCUCCGAAAUUGCAGUUCAGAAGAUUACUUUAAAGAAACCUUUGGAAGAUGAUGGAGAAUUUGUAUAUUGCCUUCCUCGGAAAAGUCCUAAAGCCCUUUCCAAUCCGUAUGAUCUUCAGGUAGUAUCGGCUCAUACCGCUAAACAUUGCAAAGAAUUUUGGGUUAUUACUGCUUCAUUCAUCUCAAAGGUUAUUAAUAUAGUUGGUAGUAUAAAGGAAGUAGAACUCAUACCUACUUUGGAAUGGCUAUCAGAAAGAAGACAUUACUAUUUAUUACAGCAAUUCAAGAUAUUUUCUGAUUUCCGGAAGUCAGGGACCCCAAACGGAGGGACCGGCUGA
Molecule: messenger RNA, 801 nt
Organism: Nomascus leucogenys (northern white-cheeked gibbon)
Lineage: Eukaryota; Metazoa; Chordata; Mammalia; Primates; Hylobatidae
Gene: DNAH14
Product: dynein axonemal heavy chain 14
Exons: 7
Coding region: 1-801 (266 amino acids)
Source: RefSeq, a predicted model, not a curated record